AUGUUCAGACGCUCUUUCUCUUCGAGGAGCCGGGCGGGAAAGACCGUCAAGGCUACCAAGAAGAGGUACGACGAACAGGUCAAGGAAAAGAUGCAGCAGGGGGUGGCCGAUGGAGCGGACAACAUGCCCGCGGGAAGGUGUGCACUCACUAGCCCCAUCAUCACCAUGGCGGUGGGCCAAGACCAGCGUCUGUUCGCUGCCCACGAAGAUGUCUUGUCCAUUUCGCCGUACUUCCGUGAUUCUCUGAAGGAGAAAUCGGCGGAUGACGGCUCGAAACAACUGACUCUACCUGACGAGGACCCUGAGAUCCUGUCUUGCAUUCUGGAGUUCUUGUACAAGGGUGACUAUUACCCACGCUUGCUUCGCGGCAAGCGUCGGGAUUCCUGGCACCUCGAGAAUGCUCAAGAUAUCGACAACACUGGCCGCGGGUCGAGCGAGGCGACGAUCUUCCACCCUGGAGUGGGAGACGUUGUACUCCGGGACACGGCGGUGUACUGCGCAGCCGAGAAGUACGGCCUGGAAGAGCUGAAGCGCAUUGCCCUUCGAAAGCAAGGCCUUCAGAUCGGUAUCUCAGCCGACGUGAUCUUGCGAUCUGCUCGGUACGCGUAUGACAACACCCCUGACUCGGAGUCUCGAAUGCGCGCUCAUUACCUUGCUCUCAUCAUCCGAAGUCGCAAGACUUUCAAGAGAAGCGGGACCAUGCAGAUGGAAAUGGAGAUCGGUGGCAAGUUGUAUUUUGAUCUGUUUGUGGCAAUGUGCAACCACAUGGAUGACCUCGCGGAGAUCCGGUAG
Molecule: messenger RNA, 792 nt
Organism: Penicillium cinerascens
Lineage: Eukaryota; Fungi; Ascomycota; Eurotiomycetes; Eurotiales; Aspergillaceae
Product: BTB/POZ domain-containing protein
Exons: 3
Coding region: 1-792 (263 amino acids)
Molecular function (GO): protein binding
Source: RefSeq, a predicted model, not a curated record